Pungitius pungitius (ninespine stickleback) is the source of this 1340-nucleotide messenger RNA. RefSeq names its product zona pellucida sperm-binding protein 3-like. Lineage: Eukaryota; Metazoa; Chordata; Actinopteri; Perciformes; Gasterosteidae. Bases 94 to 1275 code for a protein of 393 amino acids. The record is from RefSeq and is a predicted model, not a curated record. The transcript has 8 exons.
UUUGACCCUUCUGCAUCCUUAGAUAAAACACCACUACUUCUCGCUAACCGUUGCUCACGGAUUAAGUCAAGCAGGAGGUUGUGCAGUGUUGUAAUGAGGACCAGCACAAUGGGGAUUGUGGUACACUCAGCAUUUCUGGCCCUGCUGAUAGCUUUUGCCUUUGGUGUUGCGGAUGCAAUUAGAACUUUGAAAGAUGGACCUUUGAUAGACGCUGAAGGAAGGGAAUAUAAAUCUGCCAAUUUCCCAACUGACGCAGGAGACAACAGGUCUCCCCGACUCAACGUUGGACCCACUGUCAGUGUGCGAUGCACAGAUGCGUCCAUGAUCAUCGUGGUGAAGGCUGACAUUUACAAAAAUGGACUCCUGGUGUCUGCAGAAGAGCUUUCUUUAGGAGAGUCGAAGCAUUCACAGAGAUCUCCAUGCCGAGCUGUUGCUGCUGGUGACUCCGAAUAUAUCAUUGAAGCAGAACUGCAAGAUUGUGGCUCCAAAUUAACUGUAUCUGAUGACUCUGUGAUUUACUCAAACGAGCUGAUAAUCGCAGCAGCUGCCGGUUCCCAUGGCAUCACCAGAAGGACGCGUGUUGUUGUUCCCGUGUCUUGUCACUAUAAGAGACGUUGGCUUUUCUUUCUCAGGACACACCUUGCGAGCAGCACUGAUCAUCAGCAGCAGCAGCUGGCUCCCUCCCUUCUUGAAAACCUUUCAGCUGCUGCUUUCUCUCUAAAGCUGAUGACUGGCGACUGGACGCGCGAGAUGCUCCCCAGGGCUUUGUACAUCGGGGACCUCCUGCACCUUGAGGCGUCUUACGCUGGUCCUGACUCGGGCGAGAGACGGCUCUUCAUCGAUAGCUGCGUCGCCACUUUGUCACCUGACGUCACGUCGGAUCCCAGAUACUACAUCAUAGAAAACCAUGGGUGCCUCGCUGAUGCAACAGAGACUGAAUCAAAUGCACGCUUCCUACCCAGAAGGAGCGCUUCUUCGCUCCAACUGCAGCUCAAUACUUUCCUUUUUCAUGAUGAUUCAAGAAACUCAAUCUUUAUCACUUGCCAGUUGAAAGUAACUUCUGAAAUGCAGAUGAGCAGCUCCAUCAACAAGGCCUGCAACUAUGUACAUCCAAGAUGGGUAAAUGUGGAUAGCAGUGACGUGUGUCAAUGUUGUGCCAGUAUCUGUUCCCAAACUUCUCCGGCCUAUUCCACAAAUCUGAGCGAGCAGAUCCCUGAAGAUUCCAUGGCUUCAGGAACUGUAACACUUGGCCCUUUGAUGGUUUUCCCCAGCUAGUAGACCAAAAAUAAAGGAUGAACAAUGUUUCAUUUUCUGUCUUGUCAUUAAAUCAUACUUCUUAA